CAGUAGCCUACGAGUACAUAUGUUCCUGCUUUUGCUACCUCAUUAGGACUUUGUUUUGGUGUAUAAUUUCUGACCUUGUCGACAUUAUUAGUCCUUCACUGGACAGGUUCCGGCGGUUCGGGUUGGAGCGGAUAUAUGCGCUGACAUGAGGGAGCCCUCUCCAUUCGGACGGAUCCGCAUCUGAAGCGCGUCGCGCCGGCUGAAGCGGAGCUCCACUGCGGCGUUGGAGUUUCUGGUAUAUCGGAUAUAUUCUGACAUACAUGGAUAUCCCGACGGUAAUAAAAAAAAGUGUGAGAAGUUGAAUCUGAAGGGAAAUAAAAAAGAGAGCGACUUCAACUCACCCAAACCUCUGAUGCCUCUGGCGACUCUGAGCUCAUGUUGUGUCCUUGCUGGGAUAAACAAGUGGCCUGGCCAAAGAGCACAGUGCUUCUACACACAUUAAAGCCCACACAGGAUGUCGUGGGCCAGAAGCCUCUUCGUAGGUAGAGAGGAUGACCAAAAGACGGCAUGGGGAGAGCGCAAUGGCAAGAAGAGGAAGGACAGCUCGUCACUAUGCAACCCCCGAUACAUGAGCUGCCUGAGGGACUCAGAGGACUCAGAAGUCCCUAAUGUUUCCCCCCAGUAUUACCACUGUGAAGCAGGUGCAAGUGGGGGCAACUUUGGCUUGCGGUGUGGCUGGCAGGAGGACCACUAUGGGAAAAGGGUGGUUGGUGUAGGAAAUCCCUGUGUGGAGGAUGGUGAGCGGAAAGAAAAACCAGAAGAGGAAGCAGGGGAAUUAGCAGGGAGAAGGUGUAAGAAGAUGACUGCUGCAGACUGCUGGAGAUGGCUUAUGUGGGUUUUUCAAUCCAAAAAAUUUCAGUCUGCCAAGCUGGAACGCCUGUACCAGCGCUAUUUCUUCAGACUCAACCAGAGCUCCCUCACUAUGCUAAUGGGGAUGCUGGUGGUCGUGUGCGGAGUCAUGAUUGCCUUCCACUGUGUCCACGCUGAACUUAAUGUGGCCUACAUCGUAGUGCUGUCAGUGGCCACGACUCUCUUUCUGGCCUUGAUGGUCGUGUGCAACCGCAACGGCUUCCAUCAAGACUACAUGUGGAUUGUGAGCUACCUGGUGAUCGGGGUCCUGAUAGUCCUGCAGGUUUCUGGGGUGUUGACGGUGUCCCCCCGCAGUGCCUCAGAGGGGAUUUGGUGGACGGUCUUCUUCGUCUAUAUUAUCUACACUCUGUUGCCUGUCAGAAUGAGAGCUGCUGUACUUAGUGGGACUGUGCUGUCCACCGUUCAUGUUCUCAUCGCCUGGCACGUCAACCACCAGGACAAGUUCAUUCUCAAACAGAUAUGUGCCAAUGUGCUGAUCUUCCUGUGCGCUAACAUCAUCGGGAUCUGUACCCACUAUCCCGCUGAGGUCUCCCAGAGACAGACCUUCCAGGAGACAAGAGGAUACAUUCAGGCCAGGCAGCACCUGCAGAGGGAGAACCAUCAGCAGGAACGGUUGCUGCUAUCUGUUUUGCCGAGGCAUGUUGCAAUGGAGAUGAAGGCUGAUAUCAUCGCCAAGAAGGAAGACAUGAUGUUUCACAAGAUCUACAUCCAGAAACACGAUAAUGUGAGCAUACUGUUUGCCGACAUCGAGGGCUUCACCAGCCUGGCGUCUCAGUGCACAGCCCAGGAACUGGUCAUGACGCUGAACGAGCUGUUCGCCCGUUUCGACAAGCUGGCCUCGGAGAACCACUGCCUGCGCAUCAAAAUCCUCGGAGACUGUUACUACUGCGUAUCAGGUCUGCCGGAGCCCCGGGCUGACCACGCCCACUGCUGUGUGGAGAUGGGAGUGGACAUGAUUGAAGCCAUCUCGCUGGUAAGAGAAGUGACAGGUGUUAAUGUGAACAUGCGGGUGGGCAUUCACAGCGGGCGCGUUCACUGCGGAGUGCUGGGCCUGCGCAAGUGGCAGUUUGACGUCUGGUCCAACGACGUGACGCUCGCCAACCAAAUGGAGGCCGGGGGGAAGGCAGGACGUAUCCACAUUACCAAAGCCACCUUGCAGUACCUGAACGGGGAUUAUGAGGUGGAGCCGGGAUACGGAGGGGAGAGGAACGCCUACCUGAAGGAAAACAACAUCGAAACCUUUUUGGUGCUUGGCUGCAGCCAGAAAAGAAAAGAGGAGAAAGCCAUGAUGGCCAAACUUCACCGAAAGCGUGCAAAUUCUGCAGAGGGCCUGAUGUCCCAUUGGGUGUCAGAUAGAGCUUUCUCCAGAAGUAAGGAGUCUAAAGUCUACAAGAAGAUGGGCAUUGAUGCAGCGUCCAGCAAAGAAAACCGCUGCAGUCAGGAAAACCAGAACUCUGAGGACGAGGUGGAUGAUUUUCUUGCACGAGCCAUCGACGCACGCAGCAUCGACCAGCUGAGGAAAGAUCACGUCAAGAAGUUUCUGCUCACAUUUCAGGCACCCGACCUGGAGAAAAAGUACUCCAAAAAGGUGGACGAUCGUCUGGGCGGUUACGUGGGCUGCACUCUGCUUGUCUUCUUCUGCAUCUGUUUUAUUCAGAUGAUAAUUUUCCCAAAAACAACACUUAUGCUCGGUCUUUACAUUAGCAUCUUCAUCAUCCUCGCCAACAUCCUUUUCAUCUGUGCCAUCUAUUCCUGCCUCAAACGCUUCCCAGCUGCCUUCCAGACACUCACCAAGAAAAUAAUCCAGUCUCGGGCAAACAGUACGCUGGUGGGCGUCUUCACCAUCCUUCUUCUCUUCAUCUCUUCUUUCGCUAAUAUGUUUACCUGCAGCAGAGAGAAACUGCAGGACUGUGUAGGACGGGAACUGAACACAACAGUGACUCUGUGCCUGCUGCAGAACCUCACCAGGACAGCAGAGGACGGCCUGACUCUGUGCUCCAGUCAGGUGAUGCCCUGCCAUUUACCUGAGUAUUUCAGCUACAGCGUACUGCUGACCCUGCUGGCCUGCUCCGUGUUCCUGCACAUCAGCAGCAUCGGGAAGCUGGCUCUGAUGCUGCUCAUCUAUCUCGUUUUCCUCCUGCUGGUGGAGUGGCCUCAGGUGACCCUGUUUGACAACGCCGACCUGCUGGUCUUUGCCAACGCUCUGCAAUUACCACCUGUUAAUGAUUCCCUGCAACAAUCUGCUUUCAAUGAAACCGCAGAGCAGUGCCCGGGGGCUGUGACCAAGGUGCCCCUCAGGGUCAUGACCCCCAUAAUCCUGCUGGUUUUCGUUCUGGCUCUCUAUUUGCACGGCCAGCAGGUGGAGUCCACCGCACGUCUCGACUUCCUCUGGAAGUUGCAGGCCACGGAGGAGAAGGAGGACAUGGAGGAAUUACAGGCCUACAACCGACGCCUGCUGCACAACAUCCUGCCCAAAGAUGUGGCCGGCCACUUCCUCGCGAUGGAGCGGCGAAAUGACGAGCUGUACUACCAGUCGUGUGAGUGCGUCGCUGUCAUGUUCGCCUCCAUCAGCAACUUCUCCGAGUUUUACGUGGAGCUGGAGGCAAACAACGAGGGGGUCGAGUGCCUCAGACUGCUUAACGAAAUCAUCGCCGACUUUGACGAGAUAAUCAGCGAGGAGCGGUUCCGUCAGCUGGAGAAGAUCAAAACAAUCGGCUCCACCUACAUGGUGGCCUCGGGCCUCAACGACACCACCUAUGACAGAGAGGGCCGCUCGCACAUCCUGGCUCUGGCUGAUUACGCCAUGAGGCUUCGAGAGCAGAUGAAGUACAUCAAUGAGCAUUCCUUCAACAACUUCCAGAUGAAGAUCGGGUUGAACAUGGGGCCUGUUGUGGCAGGGGUGAUUGGCGCCAGGAAACCCCAGUAUGACAUCUGGGGAAACACAGUCAAUGUGGCCAGCCGAAUGGACAGCACUGGAGUACCAGACUACAUCCAGGUGACCACCGACUUGUACCAUGUGCUGGCCAACAACGGAUACCAGCUGGACUGCCGAGGUCUCGUCAAGGUGAAAGGGAAGGGGGAGAUGACCACCUACUUCCUCACCCGUGGCCCGCCGGGUAGUUAACAACGGAGGCAGCCUGACCGCACGGUGACUCCCACUGCGCUGAAACGGCAGGGACUGCAGAGAGACUGAGCGUCCGGCUCGGCGACGGGCGCAGGGGACAAGAUGCGGCCGUCGUAGAGACGAGUCCGUUUCUUGUCACAUUCUCAGACUGAAGGCUUGUCGCAAGCCGCUCGAUUAAAUAAUGAAUCCCAGUGGCCUUAGGAAGGAAGCAGCGGCACUUGUGUUUUUGAGCAAUAGUACAAGUAUACCAUCUGGAGUCAUUAUUUAUUUUUGUGAGAAACUAAGCAAUCUUUCUUAGAAGAAAAUUAUGCAAGGACAACAUGAAGGAGAAGAAUAACCAAAGAACAAAUAAAUGUCUGAUGAUUCCGUUCAACACUAUAAUAAACUUUAUAAGCUAUAUUAUUCCUCUUUUUCAAAGAGCGAAGGCCACGGUAACUUCUCUGAACUGUUUUUAACAAAGGAGAGCGCACACGCACAGAUAAUGCAGAAGGAAAACGGCAACGACAGCAACCUUGGCUCUGACCUUUCUGUUUCUAAUCAGGGCUUUCUUUGUUCCCUCCAGCCUGCAAUUAGUUUAUGGUCCACUCAAACACACGGCUGAGCGCCGGGCCCCUGUGGGCCCGGAAGAAGACGUGGGAAACGGAAGAAGAACGGUUUGACCUGAAGAACGAUUGUAUUCCAACUAUAAACCAUUUUUCUACGGCUGCGUGUGUGUGUGUGUGCGUGUGUGUACGUGUGUACGGGUGUGAGCUCUGUAGCUCGAUCUGAUGAGGGGCAGACAGAAAACUUUUCACUGUGAGAUUUCUAAGAUACUGUACGACAACGCUUUCUUGCCAAACUUUUUGCUGCAAAUCAUGUUUUGUGUUGUUCACUACAGUUGAGUGUCCAUUCCUGAUUGUUUGUGUCAAGAUUGAUCUUUUGAAGACGAUCGUGUCCCACUGCGCCUUUACUGGACUGUGAUUUACUAACUGAUUUCAUUCCAAAUGAAAUAAGCGUGGUUUAGUUGGAACUGUGUUAAAGGUAAGCUGACUUCCUGACAGCUGCGGGAUUAUUUUUUAUGCAGAAAUUCUCCUUCUGCUCUGUAUUGCCUUGAUAUUAUUCAGCACUAAUGUUUGCAUUCUUCAUGGCCCGAUAUUCACAACCUUACACAGCAGUAUUUGACGCUAAUUUCUAGUAUAAGCACCCGUGAAAGAACUGUUGUUUGAAACAAUAAUCAAAUGAAUGUAUGCAAAAAUGAUGAUUUUUAUCCACAAUGAGGUGAUUUAAAGAAAAUCAUUCUGGUUCUUAAAAUCCUCGUAUUAGAAGCCCAACAGUUGAGAUGGAAUAUUUUCUAUUUAAAAAAAAAAAAAAAAAAAGCUUUAUACUCUGUUGAUGUGCUUCUGUUUCUGUCUUGGCGCCAAAACGCCGCAAAACAGUCACUUGUUGCUCUCUGUCGUUAUGAAAACCCAAGUAAACACUGUCUCACCUUCAACUAGUGCAACUACAGAUAGAGUUGAAUUUUACUAGAAUAAGAAAUCAAUAAAUGGCUUUUUUCCAUU
This is a messenger RNA of Poecilia reticulata (guppy), 5532 nucleotides long. RefSeq names its product adenylate cyclase type 6-like. The record is from RefSeq and is a predicted model, not a curated record. Gene Ontology annotation, cellular component: plasma membrane. Gene Ontology annotation, molecular function: adenylate cyclase activity. Gene Ontology annotation, biological process: intracellular signal transduction; cAMP biosynthetic process; adenylate cyclase-activating G protein-coupled receptor signaling pathway. NCBI's taxonomy places the organism in Eukaryota, Metazoa, Chordata, Actinopteri, Cyprinodontiformes, Poeciliidae.